AUGCGUCUGGUCCUCGCCAUCGCCAUCUUGGCCAGCCUGGCCCCGGCCACUGCGAAGCCGGUGACCCCAGAAGGCAAGCGGUGGUGCUUCUUUGGCAUUAUCGGCGACUCCUGUGGCACCACCACAACCAAGUCCUCUGCCCCUGUCCCGGUCACCAGCACAACGGCGACUACGGCACCUACCACCCCGGUCAUUCCUACCUCGUCCGAGCCACCAAGCGUCUCGGAGACGCCCACGACGACGCCUGCGACAACCGCCACUGUGGCGCCGACAUCAGUGCCACCGUCUGAAUCCUCCCCCGCCGUCUCGGCGGCCAACUCAACUUCGCCGAGCGCCACACCCACCAACACCACUCUGAGCUACGACCCCUAUGCCCGCGUCACAACCUAUGCUGCUGGAAACUACUUUUCCGCACCUCUCCCCACCCCCUUCGCGGCCCCGGCCAAGCCUGCGUGGGGCUCGCUGUUCCCGUACCAGCAGCCCCCGAUCCCCAACCAGGUGCUCUCUGCCGACCCGUCCAUCUUCACGGCCAGCGGGGCCGGUGCUGCUUCCAUUGCGCAGCAGCCGCAGACGAGGACGUAUACGUUCAACCUGGGUUACUCUGCCGGUUCGCCGAGCGGGUUUGAGCGGUCCAUGAUGACGAUCAACAACCAGUACCCCGGUCCCCUGAUUGAAGCCAACCAGGGGGACACGCUUGUGAUUACAGUCCACAACGGGCUGGAUAUCCCGCAGAGUAUCCACUGGCACGGUAUGCGCCAGAUGGGCUCCAACGUCAUGGACGGCGUGCCGGGCAUUUCGCAGUGCCCCAUCCCUCCCGGCGGCUCGUUCACGUACCGUUUCACGCUGAAUGGCGGCGAGAUGGGCACGUACUGGUACCACUCGCACUACGGCAACACGCUGGCGGACGGUAUCGUCGGUGGCCUCAUAGUGCACGCGCCGCAGGAGCCGCUCAAGCUCGGGCAGGACUACGACGACGAGCGUAUCGUCUACCUGUCCGACUUUAUGGACGACCAGAGCCAGGUGAUUGUCGACGCCACGUCCAACCUGUUCCAUGGGUAUCGCGGCCUGCCGAUCGUGACCACUCCCGACGCGAUUCUCGUCAACGGUGUAGGCCAGACAGACUGUCUGCAUGCGCAGGCCGGUGUGCCGUGCUAUCAGAACAACCCCGCUGAAAUCAAGGCUGCGGCAGGGACGCGCGUGCGCCUCCGGCUCAUCAACACGGGCUCGCACGCCAUGAUCCGGUUCUCGAUUGACGGGCACGCGCUGACGGUCGUGGAGGCCGACGACACGCCGCUGCAGCCCGUGACGGUGCACGAAGUCCCCAUCAACACUGCCCAGCGGUACAGUGUCAUUGUCACGCUGGACCAAGGCGCCGCUGGCUCGAGUUUCUGGAUGCGCGCCCAGGCCGCCACGUUCUGCAUCAACCCCCUCGCCCCGGCCGUCCUGGGCAGUGCGAUCCUGCGGUAUACCGACGCGAGCGGCAACGGCGCUGGGUCGGCGCCACCUGCUUCCGGACCAUGGGGCGACCUCGCGUCGCCGCAGCUGUCCCCGUGUCUCGACCUAGACCACAAGGUGACGCUGACCCCGUCCGUCCCCGAAGACGCGCCGACGAGCGUGAGCGCCAGCACGACGUUUAACAGUUUGUUUGGCGUCUUUAUCGAUAAAGUGAAAAAGACGCCGUUUAUCGGGUUUGGCAUCAACUUUGUGACGUACACAAACUACAUCAACAACCCGCUGCUGGCACGGGUCAUGCGGGGCAUGUCGAUCCCGGGGACAGAGGUGACGAGCGUGACGUUUAGCAAGGACGGCACCGCGGACAUUAUCAUCAACGUCCUGGACCCACAGCCCCUGUCGCACCCGUUCCACCUGCACGGCCGGCCGUUCUACAUUGUCGGCCGCGGAACGGGCGUCUACACGUUCCUCACGUCGUGGCUGUUCUCGCCCAAGACCAAGAACCCCCUGCGGCGCGACACCAUCACCAUCCCGAGCCUGUCGUGGGCCAUCCUGCGCGUCAAGCUCGACGACCCGGGCGUGUGGCCGCUCCACUGCCACAUUGGCUGGCACCUGGCCGUGGGCAAGAUGGCCGUCGUGGUGGUCCGCCCCGACGCCAUCAAGCAGCAACAGCAGCCGAGCGAGUGGCAGGCGCUGUGCGCCGGUACCAACGUCAACGAGAUUGGCCCUGCGAAGCGAUAUCUCCCGCCGUACGCUGCGGCGGCGGCGCGCGAGCAGUGGAUGAUCGGCAGCGACGGCGGCGAUCCAUUCUCCAAUGCCAACGGCUCGUUCUGGCCCGCGCUGGGAAAGCCAUAUGUCGGGCCCGUGUCCCACCCGCACUUUGACCACGAGGCGCGCACACGCCUCACCAAGCGGUUUGCGGAUGAGAAUGGCGACGGCGACGCGAUUUGGAUCUGGGACGAGACGAGAUGGAUAUUUGGAAUGAUGAGGGAAGGAGGAAUGUACAUGGUGCUUCCGUUUGGCCCAUUGGAUCGCCGCCAGAGGGUCGGUGUCUGUCGUGAGGAGAUGGAGGAGGGCACCCUUUGUUAA
Molecule: messenger RNA, 2541 nt
Organism: Apiotrichum porosum
Lineage: Eukaryota; Fungi; Basidiomycota; Tremellomycetes; Trichosporonales; Trichosporonaceae
Product: laccase, multicopper oxidase, benzenediol:oxygen oxidorectuctase
Exons: 3
Coding region: 1-2541 (846 amino acids)
Molecular function (GO): oxidoreductase activity; copper ion binding
Source: RefSeq, a predicted model, not a curated record